Platichthys flesus (European flounder) is the source of this 1793-nucleotide messenger RNA. It is a transcript of the gene irx1b, whose product is annotated as iroquois homeobox 1b. The record is from RefSeq and is a predicted model, not a curated record. Gene Ontology annotation, biological process: cell development; neuron differentiation; regulation of transcription by RNA polymerase II. The transcript has 5 exons. Gene Ontology annotation, molecular function: RNA polymerase II cis-regulatory region sequence-specific DNA binding; DNA-binding transcription factor activity, RNA polymerase II-specific. Lineage: Eukaryota; Metazoa; Chordata; Actinopteri; Pleuronectiformes; Pleuronectidae. The coding region runs from base 224 to 1603 and encodes 459 amino acids. Gene Ontology annotation, cellular component: nucleus.
ACUGCGGCUCUGACACAACUCCGGCUCGGUUGAGAGAAGCUUGACAGUUUGUGGGGAGAAAAAAAGAAGAGGGGGGACUCUGGUGGUUUGGACGCCCCCUUCAUCCUCCUCUACUCCGUCUUUCUGGGGAUUCCUACUUUUUUGCCCUCUCUCCUGUGCCUCCUCCUUGCUGUAGUGUGACUUUUUUUGGGGUGGAGAGAUUUACCGUGCGCGCUCUCCGGACAUGUCUUUCCCUCAGCUGGGGUACCCCCAGUUCCUCAGCGCCUCCCAUGAGGUGUACGGGGGCGAGCGGCCGGCCUCUGCCCGGGAGGGAGCUGCCGAGGGCGGCUUGAGCUCCUCUGCCACCGCCGCGGCUGUCGGCUCCAUGCUGGGGAUGUACGGGAGCCCGUGGGUGGCUCACAACUACAGUGCCUUUCUGCCGUACAGCGGAGCCACAGACCUCGCCCUCAUCUCCCAGAUGGGCUCCCAGUAUGAGUUGAAGGACAGCCCGGGCUCCCACCCGGCCUCCCUGCCUGUCCACGCCGCGCAGGGCUUCUACCCGUACGGCCAGUAUCCGUACGGAGACCCGUCGAGGGCCAAGACGGCCACGCGGGAGACCACGAGCACCCUGAAGGCCUGGCUGCAGGAGCACCAGAAGAACCCGUACCCCACCAAGGGGGAGAAGAUCAUGCUCGCCAUCAUCACCCGGAUGACGCUCACACAGGUGUCGACGUGGUUCGCCAACGCGCGCAGACGCCUGAAGAAGGAGAACAAGGUAACCUGGGGCCGCAGCGCCGAGGACCGGGACGGCCGCAUCUUCAGCAGUGACAACGAGGACGAGCCCGGCAAGAACGGCAGCGACGACGAAGACGAAGAUGAGGAGAUCGAUCUGGAAACUGUGGAUAUCGAGAGACCCGAGGAGCAGUGCGCACAGGAGGAGGAGGGCUCCGCCAAAGUCGAGGCCGAGGCGGGCCUGUCCGCCAGAGAGCAGGCCUCGGAGCCUCGGAGCUCCGAGAGCGGCAGGACGCUUUCUGUGGAGGGCCUGAGAGGAGUGGAGGCGGCCAUUUCUCUUAAUAAAUCGCCCGUUGUCAAACUCGCAGUGGAUCAUUCUCCCAGCAGACAGGAGUGCCAGAGACCGGCUCAGAGCAAGCCCAAAAUCUGGUCCUUGGCAGAGACCGCCGCAGCCCCCGACAGCUCUCACAAACCUUCCCCUGCGGCUCAUGCGCAUCACCCGGCUUUGGCCUCGGCCGGCCACCCGGCCUUGCUCCCGGGUCAUGGGAUAUAUACGUGCCAGAUUGGCAAGCUUCACAACUGGGCCAACGCGGCUUUUCUGAACGCCAACUCUCUUUUGAACAUGAGGUCGCUCCUCGGCGGGGCGCCGGCCGGACACCUGCCUCUCCACGGCUCGGUGCCGGCUGCGCGUCAUGACGCACGGCCGGUUGCGGCGGGCCCGAGCACUUCGGGAACGGAGGAUGACAGUGACGUCGAGUCGUCGGGAAGCUUCAGUCCAAAAAGAGAUGACGAAGAGAGCGACCACAGGCCCGAUCCCCUGAAGUUCCAGCUGAUCACUGACAGACCUCACCAUGGCACAGCAUCACAACGGGUCCUGACAACAACAUUAUGAGAAGACCCAGAAAAGAAAAAGAGAAAGGAAUCAUUUUAUUUAACGGAGAACAGUUUAACGAAGGAUAUUUUUUUUCCAGCCAGGGCACCUGUCAUAGUAUUACUGUAUAGCUUACAUGCGAAAGACAUGGUUGGUUUUGUCACAGAUUUGCUUGUAUCUCUCUUUCAUGUCCUAUGUUUUUUUUGUUUGC